GGGGCUCGGAGCCGAGGGCGGGGCCUGGAGCCCGGCGCGGGGUGGCGCAGCUGUGGCGGCACUUCCCGCUGGCCACGCGCCGGGUGCGGGUCCCAGAGAUUGCGUGAUGGAAUGUGAACAUCACCUCAAGAGGUUCCAUGUUUUGGAGUAGCUGAUUGCGUUUGUCCUCUGCUGACCGUUGCUUUCCGACUCGUUUUCCGGGGUCCUUUUGAGGCCCAAACCCCAGAGGCCUUAUACCAUGGACUGCAAGGAGAGCUGCCCCAGUGUCAGCAUCCCCAGCUCUGAUGAGCACAGAGAGAAGAAGAAGAGGUUCACUGUUUAUAAAGUUCUAGUCUCAGUGGGCAGGAGCGAGUGGUUUGUCUUCAGAAGAUAUGCAGAAUUUGAUAAGCUUUACAAUACGUUGAAGAAACAGUUUCCCACUAUGGCCCUGAAGAUUCCUGCCAAGCGGAUAUUUGGUGAUAAUUUUGAUCCCGAUUUUAUCAAACAAAGAAGAGCAGGACUAAAUGAAUUCAUUCAGAACUUAGUUAGGCAUCCAGAGCUUUACAACCAUCCAGAUGUCAGAGCAUUCCUUCAAAUGGACAGUCCGAAACACCAGUCAGAUCCAUCUGAAGAUGAGGAUGAAAGAAGUACUGAGAAGCUACACUCUACCUCACAGAACAUCAACCUGGGACCGUCUGGAAAUCCUCAGAUGCUACGCUUCCCUCACCCUUUUGGUCCUCUUAAACAUGCUAAACCAACAGACUUUGACUUCUUAAAAGUUAUUGGAAAAGGCAGCUUUGGCAAGGUCCUUGAAAGUGCAUGCCCCCCAACUCAGCUCUCCACGGUGCCUCUUCCUCUCCACGCUUCUGAAUUUGAAGCCUCUAAGAGAAACCUAAAAGUUCUUCUUGCAAAACGGAAACUGGAUGGAAAAUUCUAUGCUGUCAAAGUGUUACAGAAAAAAAUCGUCCUCAACAGAAGAGAGCAAAAACAUAUUAUGGCUGAACGUAACGUGCUCUUGAAAAAUGUGAAGCAUCCAUUUUUGGUUGGAUUACAUUAUUCCUUCCAAACAACUGAAAAGCUUUAUUUUGUUCUGGAUUUUGUUAAUGGAGGGGAGCUGUUUUUUCACUUACAAAGAGAGCGGUCCUUUCCCGAGCACAGAGCGAGGUUCUAUGCUGCUGAAAUCGCCAGCGCAUUAGGUUACUUGCACUCCAUCAAAAUAGUGUACAGAGACUUGAAACCGGAAAAUAUUCUUUUGGAUUCUGUAGGACAUGUUGUCUUAACAGAUUUUGGGCUUUGUAAAGAAGGAAUUGCUAUUUCUGAUACAACAACAACAUUUUGUGGAACACCAGAGUACCUAGCACCUGAAGUGAUCAGAAAGCAGCCCUAUGACAAUACUGUAGAUUGGUGGUGCCUUGGUGCUGUACUGUAUGAAAUGCUGUAUGGGCUGAGUAUACCCAUCAUGCCGCAGUACUUAGGAAGGAGCAUGGUCUUCAGGUCUUCGUCUUUUCGGCCUCCUUUUUACUGCCGAGAUGUUGCUGAAAUGUAUGACAACAUUCUGCACAAGCCCCUCAAUCUGAGGCCGGGAGUGAGCCUCACAGCCUGGUCCAUUCUGGAAGAACUCCUAGAAAAAGACAGGCAGAACCGGCUUGGUGCCAAAGAAGACUUUCUUGAAAUUCAGAAUCAUCCCUUUUUUGAAUCACUCAGUUGGACAGACCUUGUACAAAAGAAGAUUCCACCACCGUUUAACCCUAAUGUGGCAGGACCAGAUGAUAUUAGGAACUUCGAUGCAGCGUUUACGGAAGAAACGGUUCCAUAUUCCGUGUGUGUGUCUACUGACUAUUCUAUAGUGAACGCCAGCGUACUGGAGGCUGAUGAUGCAUUCGUUGGUUUCUCUUACGCGCCUCCUUCAGAGGACUUAUUUUUGUGAACAUUUUGCCAUCCGGGGACCAUGGAGCAAAUAGAAGCCUAUGUACAGAUGAGACUGGAAUUCCUCUUUGUGUGAAUAUAUUCAAAUAUGUUUAGUGCCUUUUUUUUACAAAUAAUGUUAACAACUAUGAAAAAAAAAUGUAUUUUCUGCUGUAUGUAAGAAAAUAGUGCAUUUCAAAAAGCUACGUUUGGAAUUAAAAUUUGUAUUCUUGUUUAUUAAGCUUAUUUUUAAACAGAAAUUUUAAAAGCUAUUGUUCUUAGCAUUAACCUAUUUUUAAAGAAAACUUUUUUGCUAAUGACUGUUUUUCCCCUCCAAGUUUACACUAACACCUACCCAAGAUGGACUGUUUUUCAACAACCUAUUUCAGUUCAGUUAACAUCUAUUAAUGCCUUUGUAACUCUCUACUUUGAUCUUUGUUCUCAGAUAAGAACUAUGCAAUUUGUAUGUGGUUGUUUAAGCAGAAACCAUGUCUGUCCAUAAUAUAUCGCUGCUUGCCAUAAUCAGUCUUGGUAGGAUUAAAGUGUAAAAGCAUAGUUAACACAUUGGCUGCUAAUUAACACUUUGAGUAACUGUUCAUUCUGCAGGUCAAAUUAAAAAUUAACGAAAGGAGGCUCUUGCAGGAUAGUUCAAUUGGGUAGGGCAUUGUCCUGAUACACCAAGGUCAUGGGUACAUACAAGAAUCAACCAAUGAAUGCAUAAAUAAGUGGAUCAACAAGUCUCUCUCUCUCUCUCUCUCUCUCUCUCUCUCUCUCUCUCAAGUCAGUAAAAAGAAAGGUAACAAAAGGAAAUCCUUUGCUUUUGAAAUACCAAUUUAAAUUCAUGAAUUUUUUUUUCUUCUGGAAUGAAAGUAAAUAUUUAAUAGUUGACAUUUUAAAUAUUCCCAAACAUCUGAAAAGUAAUAAAGUACAGUACUGCUGGAUUUAUUUUUUUUUAAGGUGGUGCCAAAAUGAAUGUAUCUGUCUCAUGUAUUUAUAUUACAAAUGCAUUCUAUUUAUGUUCUUGUUGGUCUUUUGAAUGUUUAAUAUACUGUUAAGUAGGCCUAAAUCUUGAUAUUUCGUUUUGCAAAUAGUUUUUAAAACUGUCUCCCUAAUUGGUUGUUAAGUGAAAAAUAUUGAGCUUUCUAGAAUAUUUACCUAAUUGGGAAUUUAAAAGUAGAGUAGCAAAUUCAGGAUUAAUAUAAAUGUGUAUAGUUUUACUAUUGUGUAACAGAAGUUAAAAUAAUUCAGAAAGAUGCCUAGCAUCUUAUGUAUCUUAGAGACUGUAUGGGAAAUUGGCCUUAAAGUUUUCAUACUGAAAACCAGCUAACUGGUGUACUUGUAAUUGUAAAAGAAUGCUUAUCUUUGGAAUUCUGAUGUUUAGUUUAGAGAUUUUGUAAGUCAUGUAGGAAACAUUGGGAAAGAAUUUAGUGACCCAGUUUAGAUGCUUCAAAAAUAAGCAUUCUUUUCAUGUAUUUUCUCUUGAGAGAAAAAAAAUCACAAAAGCAUUUCACACCAAUACCCUUUGGUUUAAGAAUGUUCAGCAGAAUGGGGGGAAAGAACUAUGCUUUUCUUAGAUAUGAUAAUAUUUGCAUUCAAUACACUGAAUCUUCCUUUAGAAGUAAAACUUUAGUAACAACACUGUAAAUAUUUGGUUUAUUUGGUACUACUGUAAGUUCUUUUAUACAAAGCUCUUUGCUUAUAAAGCAAAAUAAAGACUAGUUUCUUGUAUGA
Messenger RNA from Pipistrellus kuhlii (Kuhl's pipistrelle), 3615 nucleotides. Its product is annotated as serine/threonine-protein kinase Sgk3. The record is from RefSeq and is a predicted model, not a curated record. The transcript is spliced from 20 exons. Gene Ontology annotation, molecular function: ATP binding; phosphatidylinositol binding; protein serine/threonine kinase activity. Lineage: Eukaryota; Metazoa; Chordata; Mammalia; Chiroptera; Vespertilionidae. Gene Ontology annotation, biological process: protein phosphorylation. Bases 239 to 1906 code for a protein of 555 amino acids.